This is a messenger RNA of Lampris incognitus (smalleye Pacific opah), 2470 nucleotides long. RefSeq names its product anaphase promoting complex subunit 7 (gene anapc7). Gene Ontology annotation, molecular function: protein binding. The record is from RefSeq and is a predicted model, not a curated record. Lineage: Eukaryota; Metazoa; Chordata; Actinopteri; Lampriformes; Lampridae. Gene Ontology annotation, biological process: cell division. The transcript is spliced from 11 exons. The coding region runs from base 95 to 1792 and encodes 565 amino acids.
UAAACUAGAUUGCUAACGUUAGCCGUUCACUAGCUCCGAAUCUAUAACUUCAAAAUUUUACUUCGAACAAAGUAAACCCUAAACAUAACCCAGAAUGAAUACGAUAGACCAUGUACGGGAUAUGGCCGCGGCUGGGCUUCAUUCCAAUGUUCGGAUUAUGAGCAGUUUGUUGCUGACAAUGAGCAACAACAAUCCAGAGCUGUUUUCACCAUCCCAGAAGUACCAGUUGUUGGUUUACCAUGCCGAUGCUAUUUUCCAUGAUAAGGAAUAUCGCAAUGCUGCCUGUAAAUACAGUAUGGCACUACAGCAGAAGAAGGUCAUCAGCAAAACAUCUAAAGUUCGUACUUCUACUGGUGGAGGAGCAUCUAACAUACAGGGACAGAGCUUGCCAUCAGAGAUUGAGGUGAAAUACAAGAUAGCAGAGUGCUACACAAUCUUGAAAUUAGAUAAAGAUGCUAUUGCAGUGCUUGAUGGGAUUCCAUCCAGACAGAGAACUCCAAAGAUCAACAUGAUGCUAGCCAACCUAUACAGGAAAGCUGGCCAGGAACGCUCUGCUGUGACAAGCUACAAAGAGGUCCUGAGACAGUGUCCUUUAGCCCUGGAUGCCAUCAUUGGCCUUCUCUCCUUGUCGGUAAAGGGAGCUGAGGUGGCGUCCAUGACUAUGGAUGUGAUCCAAAGUAUCCCCAACCUUGAUUGGCUCUCUGUUUGGAUCAAGGCUUAUGCCUUCAUACAUGCAGGGGACAACCAUAGAGCUAUUAACACCAUUUGCUCCCUGGAGAAAAAGUCUCUCUUGCGGGACAAUGUGGACCUACUGGUGAGUCUGGCAGAUGUCUACUUCAGGGCAGGUGACACCAAGAACUCCAUCCUGAAGUUUGAGCAAGCCCAGAUGCUGGACCCAUACCUCAUUAAAGGCAUGGAUGUGUAUGGGUACCUGAUGGCACGUGAGGGCCACUUGGAGGAUGUUGAAGUCCUUGGAGGAAGACUGUUUAACAUCUCAGACCAGCAUGCUGAACCCUGGGUCAUCUCUGGCUGUCAUAGCUUUUACAGCAAGCGUUAUUCGCGAGCUCUCUACCUUGGGGCCAAAGCCAUUCAGCUGAACAGCAAUAGUGUGCAGGCCCUUCUCCUGAAGGGGGCAGCACUGAGGAACAUGGGUCGUGUCCAGGAGGCCAUCAUCCAUUUCAGAGAGGCCAUGCGUCUGGCACCCUGUCGGUUGGACUGCUAUGAGGGUCUGAUUGACUGUUACCUGGCAUCCAAUGGGAUUCGUGAGGCCAUGGGAAUGGCAAAUAACAUCUAUAAGACUCUUGGGGCCAACGCACAGACUCUGACCAUCCUUGCCACAGUGUGCCUGGAAGACCCUGUAACUCAGGAGAAGGCCAAAACCCUGCUAGAUAAAGCACUUGCCCAGAGGCCUGACUAUACUAAGGCUGUCGUCAAGAAGGCAGAACUUCUAAGCCGAGAACAGAAAUAUGAAGAAGGAAUUGCUCUCCUCCGGAAUGCCCUGGCCAAUCAGAGUGACUGCGUCCUGCACAGAAUGCUGGGAGAUUUCCUGGUGGCAGUCAAUGAUUACCAAGAAGCCAUGGACCAAUACAGCAUAGCACUUAGUCUGGACCCCAAUGAUCAAAAGUCCCUGGAGGGAAUGCAGAAGAUGGAGAAGGAGGAGAGUCCCACCGAUGCCACAGUGGAGCUGGAUGGGGACGAUAUGGAAGGCAGUGGGGAGGAUGGAGACCUGGAGGGCAGCGACAGUGAAGCAGCCCAGUGGGCAGACCAGGAGCAGUGGUUUGGUAUGCAGUGACCCAGGCCCAUUCAGGGGGAAUUUAAGGGCAAGGGAGAAAGGUAUAACUAUUCAUCACGAUCUACAAGUACUCACUGAGAAUCCUCCCUCCGUCAAAGAUGUCCCACCAAUGUUUCUAAUGUGUUAUAUCAAUAACCAAGGCAUUGCAGACAUCAGCAGUAUGUCAUAUCUAUGCUUGCACCCAUUUAUAAGACAACGGACUGGUCUGCAGUAGGCUGCAGCUUAAAAUGUGUGUAGAAAGCAGUGGAGGGAGUGGGUGCAAGGACUAACUGGUUUAUGGUUUUGUUUGUGUGCCCAAGUUUGCUGCAGAGGUUAAAGAAGCCAUGUGAAAAAAGUGGAAUAAACCUUUGAAUUUGCCUAUGACAAGUUGAUGGGAGAUGUGUGAAUGAAAUAACUAUACUAUAUUUUUUUUGCUCUGCUGUUGUUCAAAGUGCUUCUUCUUAGUUUUACAUCAUCAGAAUUUGUUUUGUACCAUAUGUAUAUGCAUCUGAUGGACAUUUUUGUGUAAGAUGUCCUGUUGAGUCUGUUGUCGAAAAAAAAUGACAAUUGUAAGAUGUUAUCUAAUCCUUUCGUCAAUGUUUGUAGCAUUUUGUAUAUUUUUAAAAACUGCAUAAUACAAAAAUAUUUUCAUUUGGAAUUGGUUUGUGCACUGACACUUGAAAAGAAUGCCAAUGAUUG